AUGGACAGGCUCCUGGCCCAUUGCGGGCAUUCCUCAGGCCAGGAGCGGUUCAUGGACAGCAACGUAAUGGAGAAAGAGCGCGGCAUCACUAUUAGCUCCAAGUACACCUCGCUGCAGUAUGGGAAGUACACCCUGAAUGCAGUGGACACUCCAGGUCACGCCGACUUUGGUGGCGAGGUGGAACGGAUCUUGGGGAUGGUGGAUGGAGCAGUGCUGCUGGUGGACGCAAACGAGGGCCCGCUGCAACAGACAAAAUUCGUCGUGGAGAAGGCCCUCAAAGCCGGCAUCCGCCCCUUAGUGGUGCUCAACAAGGUGGACCGGUCAGGAGCCACCGAGCAACGGUGCGGUGAAGUGGAGAGCAAUAUCUUUGACCUGUUUGCCCAGAUGGGCGCCACAGAGGAGCAGCUGGACUUUCAAGUGCUCUACGCCUCAGCACGAGAGGGCUGGGCAAGCACGAGCCUGCCAGAGCAAGGCAUAAAGCCCGAGGGCGCGUCGGUGGCUCCCUUGCUGGAUGCGAUAGUGAAGCAUGUGCCGCCGCCUGCCGGCGACCUGGGGGCACCCUUUGCCAUGCUGGUGGCCAUGGUUGAGCACGAUGCCUUCCUAGGCCCCAUCGCGACCGGGCGGGUCGCGGCCGGCACCGCUCGCGUGGGAGACCGCGUCCGCGUGCUGCACCACACCGGGAAUCCUGGGGAGGAGGGGCGGCUGACGAAGAUCUGGAAGCGGUCGGGACUGGGCCGCUUAGAGCUGGAGGCGGCCGGCGCGGGCGACAUUGUGUCUGUCACCGGCGCCGGUACCGCGCGCAUUGCUGACACCGUCGGCAGCCUCGACUUGGAAGAAGCCCUCGCUCCCGGCAUCAUUGAACCCCCCACCCUCAGCAUGGUGUUCUCGCCAAACGACUCGCCGCUGGCGGGGAGGGAGGGAACGCACCUGACCGGCAGCAAGAUUGGGGAGCGGCUGGCAGCCGAGGCGGCCACGAGCGUGUCGCUGCGCGUCGUCCCCGUCGACGGCGGCGGCGAGGCCUUUGAGGUGCAGGCGCGCGGCGAGCUGCAGCUCGGCCUCCUCAUAGAGAACAUGCGGCGGGAGGGCUUCGAGCUGUCGGUGUCGCCGCCGCGUGUUGUGUACCGGGAGGAGGGCGGCCACAAGCUGGAGCCGCUCGAGGAGGUCAUCUGCGAGAUCGAGGAAGAACAGGCCGGCAGCGUCAUCGAGGCGCUGUCGCUGCGCAAGGCGGAGCUGGUGGAGAUGGUGCCUCAGGCGGGCGGCAAGCAGCGGCUGGUCUUCGAGGCGCCCAGCCGCGGCCUCAUCGGCUUCCGCUCGGCAUUCGCGACGCUCACGCGCGGCACCGGCAUCCUGCACCGCGCAUUCGCCCGCUACGGCCGCUUCAAGGGGGCCCUUGACGGCGUCCGCAAGGGCGUUCUCAUCUCCACCGCCGACGGCAAGACGACGCUGCAUGCGCUGGGCAGCUUGGAGGCGCGCGGUAGCCUGUUCGCGGGGGUAGGCACGGAGGUGUACGCGGGGAUGAUCAUCGGGGAGUGCGCGCGCGACAACAACAUGGAGGUCAAUCCCGUGCGCGAGAAGAAGCUCACUAACGUCAGGGCCUCCGGCGCCGACGAAAAGACGUACCUGACUCCCCCGCGCGCAAUGACUCUUGAGGAUGCCAUUGGGUAUGUGGCGGGUGAUGAGCUAAUGGAGGUCACCCCCAAGAGCAUCCGGCUGAGGAAGCGGAUGCUGGACAGCAGCCAACGCAAGAGCCUCAAGCGCAAGACCGGAUGA
Molecule: messenger RNA, 1770 nt
Organism: Coccomyxa subellipsoidea C-169
Lineage: Eukaryota; Viridiplantae; Chlorophyta; Trebouxiophyceae; Coccomyxaceae
Product: GTP-binding protein TypA
Exons: 10
Coding region: 1-1770 (589 amino acids)
Cellular component (GO): cytosol; ribonucleoprotein complex
Molecular function (GO): GTP binding; GTPase activity
Source: RefSeq, a predicted model, not a curated record